Messenger RNA from Macrosteles quadrilineatus (aster leafhopper), 7698 nucleotides. Its product is annotated as serine/threonine-protein kinase D1-like. The record is from RefSeq and is a predicted model, not a curated record. Gene Ontology annotation, molecular function: protein serine/threonine kinase activity; ATP binding. The transcript has 14 exons. Gene Ontology annotation, biological process: protein phosphorylation. NCBI's taxonomy places the organism in Eukaryota, Metazoa, Arthropoda, Insecta, Hemiptera, Cicadellidae. Bases 479 to 2062 code for a protein of 527 amino acids.
AGGUUGUGGACAGAACUACCACAAGCGCUGUGUGGUGAAGAUCCCCAACAACUGUGCCUACACACUGUGUGGCAGUGGCAAGCGGAGAAGGUCGUCCACACUACAAGUGCCCAGGAGUCCCUCAGACACAGGCUCUACUUCCUCUGUCAACUCAGCCUCUGCCUCAGCAUCUGACGACAACUCCCUGAACCAGCCUCUACUGCAGGUACCCAAGACAUCCAGGUCUCCGUCUCUGGGUGGUCGACCUGCCUGGGUAGACAAGGAGUUGGCUGGUCGCAUCAAAAUACCUCACACCUUCCAACUACACAGCUACACUAGACCUACAGUGUGCGGUUACUGCAAGAAACUUCUCAAAGGGCUUUUCAAACAAGGACUGCAGUGCAAAGACUGUAACUACAAUGCUCACAAGAAAUGUAUUGACAAGAUACCAAAGGAUUGCACAGGGGAAAACCCACCAGGAGAGUACCCGGAUAGUGGAAUGGGCAGUGAGGGAGACAGAGACAUCAGUAGAGAGCAAGAAGAAGACAACAGUGAUAGUGAGAUCAACUCCCCCACCUCCAACCACAGCCAGUCCAUCCCCAGCAGUCCUAUGUCCAACGGAACAAUCAUUGAUGUAAUCACUACUAAUUAUGAUGACGAAGAUUCAAACAAAAGGCCUACAAGUUCUUCCCCUAGCAAUAACAUUCCCCUGAUGAGGAUAGUACAGUCAGUCAAGCACACAAAGAGAAGAGGGUCCAAGGUGCUCAAGGAAGGGUGGAUGGUUCAUUUCACCACCAAAGACAGAAUGAGGAAGAGGCACUACUGGCGGUUGGAUUCAAAAUGCAUUACAUUAUUCCAAAGUGAUUCGGGGUCAAAAUACUAUAAGGAGAUUCCUUUGGCCGAAAUUCUAUCAGUUGAACCUGCCACUAUGCAACAAGGAGAUGUGAUGCACUGUUUUGAGAUCCACACCAGCAAUGUGCAGUACCUUGUAGGAGAGGAUCCACUGUACGGUCGCUCAGUGCCCAACAUACAGCUACCUCCACCAGACAGUGGGGUGGGGGCUCAUCUUGCCAAGAGUUGGGAGACCAGCAUCCGCCACGCGCUCAUGCCUGUAGCCAGCAAUGCCAAAGCAGACAUGUCAUCAGAGCCAGAGGAGAGAGUGACAGAUAUGAAUCAGCUGUAUCAGAUCUUCCCUGACGAGGUCCUUGGCUCCGGCCAGUUUGGUAUUGUUUAUGGAGGUGUGGACCGUAAGAGUGGGAGAGCCGUAGCCAUCAAAGUGAUAGACAAGCUGAGGUUCCCCACCAAACAAGAAGCCCAGUUGAAGAACGAGGUGGCAAUACUGCAGAACCUCAGCCACCCUGCGGUGGUCAACCUCGAGCGAAUGUUUGAGACUUCCGAACGGAUAUUUGUAGUCAUGGAGAAGCUGAAAGGUGACAUGCUGGAGAUGAUACUGAGUAGUGAAAAGGGACGACUCUCCGAACGUAUCACAAAGUUUCUCAUUACCCAGAUCCUGGUUGCCUUAAAACAUUUACAUAGCAAAAACAUAGUCCAUUGUGAUCUGAAGCCUGAGAAUGUCUUACUGAGCUCUGACUCUGACUUUCCUCAAGUCAAACUCUGUGACUUUGGCUUUGCUAGAAUCAUAGGAGAGAAGUCCUUCCGGCGAUCAGUGGUCGGGACCCCAGCCUACUUAGCACCAGAGGUUUUGCGGAACAAGGGCUACAACCGGUCUCUGGACAUGUGGAGUGUUGGUGUCAUCGUGUACGUCAGCCUCAGUGGAACCUUCCCCUUCAAUGAGGACGAAGAUAUCAACGAACAGAUACAAAAUGCUGCCUUCAUGUAUCCUCCAAAUCCAUGGAAAGAGAUAUCAUCUGAUGCUAUUGACUUAAUCAACAACUUGUUGCAAGUUAAGCAGCGGAAAAGGUACACUGUGGAUAAAUCCUUGUCCCACAUAUGGUUACAGGACUAUCAGACAUGGUGUGACCUUCGUAACCUGGAGAAGACCACAGGUCUGCGGUGGCUCACACAUGAGUCAGACGAUGCUCGAUGGAGCACCUUCGAGAAAAAUUUCAAUCAACGGCUCUGACGCGGCCGUCGUUGGCUCAAACACUUCCACCGUCUCUAAAUCACGUGCCAAACUUUCUUAUCAAUUUUAGAGUCUAAAUCUUUUUUUUUUAAAGAAUUAUAUUUAUAUCUACAAUUUAUAAGAUACCAAAAAUAAUAACUGAGGCAAGACUAGAUUCUGACUAAGAUAAAAGGAAUCACCAUUUUCUUUUGAAAUGAACCUAAGUAGGUUCAGCAAAAUACAUUUUUAUUAACAGUUUUGACUGACUGAGUUAGACUGAGGCAGCCAUUUGCUGUUUUGCUGUUUUGCCGUUUUUUCACUCACAAGCCUAGGGUUCUCAUAUCAUUAUAGCCUAUGUUCAAAUCUUGAAAAUCAUUUAUCUCAAGCAUCACAUUGAAAUAUUUCUAAACACUCUUCUUUGCCAAUACUUCCCAUAAGAUUGUGCUCAAUAAAUCGCCAUUUGAAUUAUUUUUCCAAAAAUAAAUUAUUUAAUCAUUAAAUUAAUAUUUAAGUAUGGAUUUCAAGUUUUUAGGCUAUAAAAUGUGUAGAAUGACAUCUGUUUAAUGUUUUUUAAUCAAAUUAUAAAUACUAGAAUCUUUGGGGACAUUUAAUUUAUAAUACCAACAUACUGUAGUCACCAUAAAUUAUUGAUUCAUCUAUAAAUCAAUCCAAAUUUUAACUAUUCAUUACACUUAUAUUUGAACAUGCAUAAAGAAUGCUGUAAGUUACAUUAAAAUAAAACAUUGUUAUGACUAAAAUUAUAAUGUCACUCUAUACCAAAUAAUCGAUAUGACUAAAAUACAUGAUAGGGACACUUAUGAAAAAAUCUCUGUAUAAACGAUGUAAAUGUUACUAUGUAGGCCUACAUAAACUGGGCAAAUUAUAUUUAACAGAAACUAAAACAUCACCAAAUUAGUAUGAGGUAUUAAUUUGAUUACAGUAUAUUGUUCUAAAUGUUACAAUAACAUUUUUGUAGUACCAUGUAGCUCUUUUGUCCAUCAGUUAACUAACUAUCAUUAUCGACAGUAUAAAUAUUGACUAUCUUCUUAUCUCCAAAAGUUAUUUUCUCAUCAGUAUUUUGCAUAUCAAGCUAUGUGCUGUACUGCUGUACACAUUAGUAUUACGGUACUAAGACUUGUCUCAGUAGAACUAGUACUAUUUACCACCUGUAUUAUUGUUAUCGUGUUUAUAAGCUAGUAUUAAAAUUUAUGUUUAGGUAAUUUCUAAACAAAAAUAGAUAACUUGCAUUUAAUGCCUUGUAUUGUAAAUAUUUUGCUAAUAGCUUCGUUAUUGUUUUAUACAAUAUGUAUUGUUAACAAUUUUAACUUUUUUUCAUAAUUAAUUGGAAAACCUUCUAACUGUGCAAUGUGAAAUAUGAAAGAAAAAUGUUUUGUUAUUAGGGCCUAAGGUGACUCAUUUCAACCUGUGCACAAGUUUAACAGAAUGUGAGGAAGGGUAAAAAAUAACAAAAAAAAUAUUUUUCUGUUAGGGUAAAUAAAUCCUGUUAGGUUAAAAAAUUGUUCCUGUUUAAUGGACUAUAUUUUUUUUUCAUGCUGCACCUUUCCUAAAAUAAUGAAAUUCAAAUACAGUAAUGUAAAUUUUAUACCUACAUUGUUAACCUUUAAAAAUUAGCUUGUUUAAUGGUUUUCCUCAUGUUUUUUUAUUAUAUGUGAACAGCAAUUAAUGCUUUUAGAUGUUAUUUGUAUUAUCUCGUAAACGCAGUUCUAAAUUCAUAGUUUUGUUGCUGAAUUUCUUUUACAUUACAAUUAGUAAAUGUCAAAAAGGGGUGUAUUUGUUUUUAAAUAUACAAUAUAAUGCAAUGAUAAAACACAAAUACAAUUUUUUAAUGAUACAAUAGUAUAUUUGAUAGGGAUGGACGAGAUUGGAUUUUUAAUUUGAGACGAGACGAGAUGGAAUUUUUUAUUUCUCAUAAAAUUUCUAGAUGAGAUCGAGACGGGAUUUCCCUUCUCAUACAUAACGGAAUGUUUGACAUUUUAAGCUGAUUUUGAUUUUGUAACAUUGUUAAAUACCUACUAUAGUUCGGCCGCUUAGAAAGCGACCUCCUCUAGCAUUGGUUUAGCAUAUGCGUGCAGGUCGUUUUCUAAGCGGCCGAACUAUAAUUUAUAACAGAUGACUAGUUGAAUACAAAAAUAAUAAUAAUAAGCAAGAAUCUCAAAUCUUUUAUUAAAAAACAUCAGUAAGAAAAAAAAUUUCUCCUACCUUACUAAAAAUAACUCUGACGCAUAGGAAACAUGGUGAUAUCAGUUAGGAUAAGAUUUAGUUCAACUUUGAAAAAUACCAAAUUUAUCAGUCUGAAACAUCAGUCUUACUAGUUAAGUAGACUAUUAUUAGGCCUAAAAAUUUUUCAGUCUUGUGUUAUUUUUAGAAUGAUUUUGGAGUGACUUGUUUUUGCUAUGUUUACGGUAGUAAAGCAUGUCUCACACUGCAUGCACUUAACAAAACUUCUCACCAUUUGCAAAGUAAAAACAAAAAAAUAUAAAACAAUUAAAGCUAUAUUUAUUUACAUGUAAAGAAUUAAUUAAAUAAAAACUCCUUCGCAAAGGAAACGCAACAACAACGCGCUCCUGUAUUGCCGUUAUAGCAUUGACUUUCUGCAGGCGUUUUUAAUUUUUUUUUUAUUUUGUCACAAAAAAAUCUUGAUUAAAAUUAAAUCCUCUUGAAGAACAAGAUUUAAAAUUUCCCAAAAAUUUCUCAAAAUUUUGAGACUUGUCCAUCCCUACCCUAAUAUUUGUCUACCGGGAAUAUUUUCAUGAGCGAAAUCAGCAAACAAAUUUAAGCUAAUCUUGAGUCCCGCUCGUCCGAACAUGGGUAAUCGGAACGUCCGUAUAAUCUGAACAAAUUCUAGAAAAAUGUUUUGAAAAUAAUUGGCACUAAUGUAAAAGUAUGUUUUAGAAGAUUAAAUCCAGAGGAAAUUUUACAAGUUCCAAUUCUUUUAUCUUAUAAGUUCAAAUGUAGUUUUCUAAAUUGUUAUACAACUGCCACUAAAUUUUCUUUGUCAAUCUAUUGAUUUUUCCAUCACUUUUAAAAUUUGAAAACUUGACUUACUUACUACUUACUGCUGUGGCCUUCGGUACCUCAAGUGGUACUUGGUCUCCCCAACACAAUCCAUUUGUUCAUCUCUAACUCAUGCCUCUUCCUUCUUUCUUUGAAAAAAAUGGUUAGUGAGGCCUCACAGCCAUAUGGAUGGACGCCCAUGGGCUAAUCCAAACAAUCAGCUGAUACUAACAGCAUUCAGUCGCAAUUAGUUUGGAUUAGCCGUACUCAAGUGUACUUUAGCCCUGUAACACUUGUAUUGAAAACAGCCGUUUUUGCUGCAGUAUGCAAAAAAUGACUCUUAAGAGGCCUAUUUUUCAUGUUUUAGAUAGUAAUUAGUUUUAAUUUAGGUACCGGUAUUUAUUGUGUUAUUUUUUAUACCGUUAAGCAUUGGACCAUAAACUAAAAUAAGUAGUCUGACUUCUGUAUGUUGUCCUUUCACCUAACCCCGAAUAAAAGUUUAACUUUACUGUCAAUUUAUUAGUGGAUACAUGACAUCGAAUUAGUCUAAUUGAUCAAAAAGGAAAUUAUUUAUUUAUUGUUGCAGUACUAUUUGUUUGUUUUACAAUAGUAUUUAUCUACAGGGUUGCCAUAAGUUAAAUAUAGUUUUUAUAUGCCUUAAUAUAGUUUUUUUUUUGUCCUUGUACGUUUUUAACACAAACUAGUUCAAUAAACUCAUUGUUAUGUAAAGUUUAAAUUAAGCUCAAAAGAAAUUACAUAAUAAUCAUUUUAGUCCAAGAAUAACUUAUGUCAACAAGUGUUACAAUUCUUACAAAUUUAGUUGAUAAUCAUUAUCAAUAGGUUUACAUUUCCACUUGCCUGAACAUAAUCUAUCAUUCAAAUGCACAUGAAGCGAAUUUUCUUAACAAUAAUAUUAAAUGUGUGCGUUUUGAACAGAAAUGGAGGACACUGAGAAAAAUCAACAACUAACUUAUGGGUUUUUUAUGCAUUCCAAUCAUCAUCAAUGAUAUAUACUGUUUGUAACUACCCAUGUUGUUAUAGUAAUUUUGUGUUGUUACACGUGUGUAUUUUAACCAAUUGACAGAUUUGACACACACUUAUUGUAAAAAAACAACUGAUAAAGUACACACAGUUUAUAUCAUGAGUUUAAAUAAAGAUGCUGUACACUUUGUCCAACAAGACAAGACACAACACAACAAUAAAUCUGUAUACAAUGUUUUUCCAUUGUUGACAUAUGUAAGGAAUAUUUUGUUUUGCCGCUCUGCACAUGUGCUGCGAAUGUUGUUACACCUACUUCCAAUAAUCCUCCUGUUCUGCCUGAAAAUGUUUAUUUUUUAUUUUUUAUCUUUUAUAAUUUCUCAUACAGAGAAUAAGCAAUUUUCCAAUCCAAUUUAUUUCUCCAAAUUAUCCAUCAAAUCAUCUUCAUAGUUUAAAACAGUCUAUUACCACAGUUAAUCUACUAGCAAAGAAAUAAUAAUAGCGUUUUUCCAGAAUAGUGCAGAAGGCUUACACAAAUAUUGGUUUCAAGACACAUACAUUGCUACUAUAAUUCUUUUUAUACAAAAAAGUAUGAUUUUGUUCAUUUGUUUAGUAGGCUAUAUGUUCUACAUUUGAGAACUUUGAAUUUUAGAAAUCCAAUAGAUGUAUGUCCUUAUGUGAUAAAUUUUCACAACUAGGGCCUAUGUUAAAUUUUAGACUUUUUAGUAUUGCUUUUGUUUGUAUUCAGUUCUGUGAAUUUAGCAUAUUUUUAUGUAGUAGAUUAGCAUAUUUUUAAUUACUAUAUUUACUAUGUGUAUAUAUGCAAAUCUUAAAAAAUAAUCUUUUUAAUGUUAUGUAGUUUGUGGCUUGAUUUAAUGGUUAAUCUACGUAGUGUCCUGCAUAUAGCUGAGAAAUCCUUAUGACGUUAGAAAAAUGCAUUAGCAUUUCAUUUCCAAAGUUUAUUUUUAAUUACCUAUCAAUGUAAUGUAAAGUUUUAUGAAUUUUAUAAUGUACAUUUAUAUUCCAAUAUAGUUAUUAUUUAUGUUUUGAUUUUUACAUGCAUUCCUAAACGAUUUGUGGUGCUAUUAUAAAAUAUGUUGCAUUAUAUUUUAUCACAUAUGUUAACAUGCUUGAAAUAAUAAGUGUAUUUCGUACCUAGGGCCGAAAAUGAGAUUUUGCCGGCUCGAGAUAUUUUUUUAAACGAUCGGGAGCUGCAAAACCAUUUCGGUCCGUGGUAGGAACGCUAUUUUUCACCACACUAUACCCUAUUACCACUAUUCACCACAAUAAUAAUGCACACUGAUAGUCAACACAACUACAACUUUAAGGUUAUGUGAAGAAAUAAUUUGAGGAAUCAGCAAAAAUAAUAAUUAAUAGUUGCUAGGCAGCGGUGACAAUAAUUCUAUUGCAAUGGAUACUGAUUGUGUAUUUAAUAUGCAUUCAUGUUUAAAAAAGUAAGCGGGCAGCUGAUUUUGCGGCCCUAGGGCUGUAAAAACCUGCUCGGUCCCCAAAUGAUGAUGACAGCUGGCAUGGCCAGCAAAACGUAACUUUCAGCCACCAAUCAACGUAUGUAAAACAGCUAAAAACAUCAUAGUGUGGUGAAAAGAUAUUUUUGCCGUUACACAUUUUCAUUUUGAUGUCCCCAGAGGCCAAAAACACCAUUA